Macrobrachium nipponense is the source of this 549-nucleotide messenger RNA. Its product is annotated as ice-structuring glycoprotein-like. The coding region runs from base 1 to 549 and encodes 182 amino acids. The record is from RefSeq and is a predicted model, not a curated record. NCBI's taxonomy places the organism in Eukaryota, Metazoa, Arthropoda, Malacostraca, Decapoda, Palaemonidae. The transcript has 2 exons.
AUGGCGACAAAUAGACAAGAUGAAGCACCUCAACUAAUACGGAAAAUGGAGAAAGGAUAUGGAGCUCUUACUGCUUUUGCUGCUAUUUUGACUGCUUUACCUGCUACUGCUGGUUUUCCUGCUGUUGAUGCUGCUGCUCUUACUGUUGUUUCUGCUGCUGCUUUUAAUGCUUUUGCUUCUGCUGCUGCUAUUCCUGCUGUUGAUGCUGCGGCUCUUACUGCUUUGCUUCUGCUGCUGCUAUUCCUGCUGUUUGAUGCUGCGGCUCUUACUGCUUUUGCUUCUGCUGGCGCUCUCCCUGCUGUUGAUGCUGCGGCUCUUACUGCUUUUGCUUCUGCUGCUGCUAUUCCUGCUGUUGAUGCUGCGGCUCUUACUGCUUUUGCUUCUGCUGCUGCUAUUCCUGCUGUUGAUGCUGCGGCUCUUACUGCUUUUGCUUCUGCUGCUGCUAUUCCUGCUGUUGAUGCUGCGGCUCUUACUGCUGUUUCUGCUGCUGCUGCUAUUCCUGCGGUUGAUGCUGCGGCUCUUACUGCUUUUGCUUCUGCUGCUUGCUAA